GGAAACUUCAGCCGGGACAGUAUGUUAAGCUGGUGACAAUGACGGCCAACCUCGCACCACCCAUGACGGCCAUCCCGUCCUUCAGUUGGUGCCCGCCUCGAGCGAGACGCGAGGCGCGAGGCGUGAGGCGUGAAGCGUGAGGCACGGGCAGGAUGUGGGAGACCCAUAAUCACUCGAACAUGUCGCGAGUCGUCAGUCUGGGGUGUAUGGGAUACAAUUUCGCAGGGAGUCUAAGUUUUACUUGUUGGUUCACAGGCAUUUUGCCCAGUACGAUAAUACUUGACGCUAGCUGUCAUGGUAACAGUCUCGAGCUUCGAUUGUGUCAGGACACGAGCGAGACGGGCUGUUGCCAAGGCACCUGCGAGAGAAGGAGGAUGAAAAAACACAUCUUCCUUUCGUCCGUUACGAAGGACCAUUCCUGGCGGCCCGGUGUGUCUCGUUCGAUGGCUGGCGUGCUUGCUUUUUGUUUGUUGGGCGAGAUCUCUCUCCCUUCUCUGGUCUAAGAUGCUCCCGUCUCACUUAGCUUGAUGUGGCAGAUAUGUCUCGCGGCAAGUCCAGCACCAGGUUAGCGAGAAACCCCCCCCCCCUUUUCUCCCUACAUGCGUUCAUACCUGUUAUACGCGAUCGAGGCCCUUGCCACUGAGUCGUCCAUCCAGCGGAGGAAAUCGUUGAAAUUGUGACCGACAU
Messenger RNA from Ilyonectria robusta, 687 nucleotides. RefSeq lists its product as uncharacterized. Lineage: Eukaryota; Fungi; Ascomycota; Sordariomycetes; Hypocreales; Nectriaceae. The record is from RefSeq and is a predicted model, not a curated record. The coding region runs from base 153 to 503 and encodes 116 amino acids. The transcript has a single exon.